AUGACCCUAGAUCUGAUGGAUAUAAUCCUAAUUCAUCUGAGUAAACGUUCUCAACAGCGAGAUAGUUCACUUGUUGCCAACUUCUUGCAAUAUGAGAGAAUAGGCAAGCCUAAGGAAGAAGUAAAAGAGUACUACAAGUUCGAGACAGACGAAAAAGGAGUUAUGCAUGAAAUCAUGACUAAGGGACCAGUCACGGCUGUUUUCAUUGUCUACGGAGACUUCCUCUACUACAAGGGCGGUGUUUAUGUGGUUCGUUCUUCUUCAUAUCUUUUUGUUAUAUUAGGAUAUAGGUUUCAAAUAGCUCGACUUACUGAAUUUUCUUCAUGCAAUAAGUUCACGUUAAAGCUCAAGUUCAAGUUUUGAAG
This is a messenger RNA of Strongylus vulgaris, 365 nucleotides long. Lineage: Eukaryota; Metazoa; Nematoda; Chromadorea; Rhabditida; Strongylidae. The record is from the annotation of a GenBank genome assembly.